Messenger RNA from Condylura cristata (star-nosed mole), 3024 nucleotides. RefSeq names its product G patch domain containing 1 (gene GPATCH1). The record is from RefSeq and is a predicted model, not a curated record. The transcript is spliced from 20 exons. Gene Ontology annotation, biological process: mRNA processing. Gene Ontology annotation, molecular function: RNA binding. The coding region runs from base 7 to 2802 and encodes 931 amino acids. Gene Ontology annotation, cellular component: nucleus. NCBI's taxonomy places the organism in Eukaryota, Metazoa, Chordata, Mammalia, Eulipotyphla, Talpidae.
AGCAGGAUGGCGGCGCUCGGCAGUGACAGCGACGAGGAUUUGGCCAGCUAUGGGACGAGCCUGGAGCCGCUGGAAGAAGGUGCAAGACCUAGGAAGCCAAUUCCUCUUCAGGAUCAGACUGUCAGAGAUGAGAAAGGAAGGUACAAACGAUUCCACGGAGCCUUUAGUGGGGGUUUCUCUGCCGGAUACUUCAAUACUGUUGGCUCAAAAGAAGGAUGGACACCCUCUACCUUCGUGUCUUCACGACAGAACAGAGCAGACAAAUCUGUCCUUGGUCCCGAAGAUUUUAUGGACGAAGAGGAUCUCAGUGAAUUUGGGAUAGCGCCUAAAGCAAUUGUGACCACAGAUGAUUUUGCUUCUAAAACCAAAGACCGAAUACGAGAAAAGGCCAGACAGUUAGCAGCGGCCACUGCCCCUAUUCCUGGAGCCACUCUGCUCGAGGACUUCAUAACACCAGCAAAAUUGUCUGUUGGUUUUGAAUUACUGAGGAAAAUGGGCUGGAAGGAAGGACAAGGAAUCGGUCCUCGAGUUAAGAGAAGACCACGCCGACAGAAACCCGAUCCUGGAGUGAAAAUCUAUGGCUGUGCCUUGCCCCCUGGAGGCUCGGAAGGCUCUGAGGAUGAGGGUGACGACUACCUGCCGGAAAAUGUGACCUUUGCACCGAAAGAUGUCACACCUGUGGAUUUCACACCUAAAGAUAAUGUACAUGGACUGGCUUACAAGGGCCUGGAUCCCCACCAGGCACUGUUUGGAGCUUCAGGAGAACACUUUAACCUGUUCAGUGGGAGAUUUGAGGGCGGCGACAGUCUUCUUGAAGACAUUGGAGUGAAUAAAGGAAGAAAACUGGGGAUUUCAGGCCAGGCUUUUGGUGUUGGUGCCCUGGAAGAGGAAGAUGAUGACAUCUAUGCCACAGAGACCCUGGCCAAGUAUGACACGGUCCUGAAGGACGAGGAGCCUGGAGAUGGACUCUAUGGUUGGACGGCGCCCAAGCAGUAUAGAAGACAGAAAGAACCAGAGAAAGAUCUUCGAUACGUUGGCAAAAUUUUGGAUGGAUUUUCGUUGGCUUCUAAACCUUUGUCUUCUAAGAAAACGUAUCCACCACCUCAACUGCCGAGAGACUACCGGCCGGUGCAUUACUUCAGACCUGUCGUCGCUGCAACCUCAGAGAACGCCCACCUCUGUCAGGUGCUCUCACAGUCAACUGGAAAGCCAGCACAUGAUGCAGGGACACAGAGUAGGCACCAGCUGAAUGCCUCCAGGCGGGGCGAGCUGCUUGGAGAAACGCCAACUCCAGGUUCAGCUACUUCGGUGUUAGAAUUUCUGUCCCAAAAAGAUAAAGAGAGAAUCAAAGAAAUGAAGCACGCAAAUGACCUGAAGGCAGCCCAACUCAAGGCCAGGAGUCUGGCCCAGCAGGCCUCAAGCAGCAGGCUCCAGCCUUCUUCUCCAGACGUCGGACAUAGCGCUUGGCACCUGGCGUGGAGCAGUGGGUCAGCCAACGCAAAAGCCAGCAACUUCAAGCCUUUCGCCAAAGAUCCAGAAAAGCAAAAGCGAUAUGAAGAGUUUUUAGUAAAUAUGAAACGGGGUCAGAAAGAUGCCCUGGAACGCUGUCUGGACCGCAGCAUGACGGAGUGGGAGCGGGGCCGAGAGCGGGACGAGUUCGCCCGGGCAGCGCUGCUGUACUCAUCAUCCCACUCGACCUUGUCCGCCAGGUUCACCCACGCCAAGGAGGAGGACGACUCAGAUCAAGUUGAAGUCCCUCGAGACCAAGAGAACGACGUCAAUGACAAGCAGUCGGCUGUGAAGAUGAAGAUGUUUGGGAAGCUCACCCGGGACACGUUUGAGUGGCACCCAGACAAGCUUCUCUGCAAGAGGUUCAAUGUCCCCGACCCUUACCCAGAUUCCACGAUAGUUGGCUUACCAAGAGUGAAGCGUGACAAGUACUCAGUCUUCAACUUUCUGACCCUCCCAGAGACAGCUUCUUCACCCACAGCUCAAGCAUCAAGUGAGAAAGUACCGCAGCACCGAGGUCCCGAAAAAUCAAGAAAACCCUCUAGAUGGGACACAUCGAAACAAGAAAAGAAGGAAGACUCCAUUAGUGAAUUUUUGAGUUUGGCCAGGUCAAAAGUUGGCCCAUCUAAACAAGAGUCCAGUCCACUAGUAAGCAAAGAGGAGGAGCCUGCCACGGGAUCAGCCUCUGAUAAGGUACUUGGCAAAGAUGCGGAUUCCCAGACGGAGGGAGAGGAGAGCCGGCCGUCCAUGGACUUGUUCAAGGCCAUCUUCGCCAGCUCCUCCGAUGAGAAGUCCUCAUCCUCUGAGGAGGAGCAGGGUGCCAGUGAGGAUGAGCAGGAGCCCGCCGAGGAGCCAGACUCCAAAAGUUCCCGAGAGGCUGGUUCAACGGAAACACCCUCUGUGGCGCCCACGGCUGAGCCAGCACCCCAGAAACCUGCACCUUCCUUCCCGAUCCAGAAGAUGCAGAUAGAUGAAAGAGCAGAGUUUGGCCCACGGCUGCCUCCUGUCUUCUGCCCCAAUGCUCGUCAGAAACCUGAGGUACCUCAAAAGGAGAAACAUAAAAAGAACAAAGAAAAGCACAAGACCAAGAAAGAGCACAGGCGAAAGAAAGAGAAGAAAAAGAAACACCGGAAGCACAAACAUAAGGGCAAGCAGAAGAACAAGAAGUCAGAGAAGAGCAGUAGUUCUGACAGUUCCCACAGCAGCGACAGUGAGAGUGAGGAAGAUGCGCCCCCUGGCCUGUCCCCCCAGGAACUGCUGAGACGGCUGAAACGUCUCCCACUAAGGAGGUAGUGACCGAAUGGGCCGCGGUCCCCACACCAGCCCUUGGCUGUGAUGGAAGCGGUUGCCCGCUGUCAGUACAUUGUACAGAUUGUAUUUAUGUAAACUCAUGCUGUAAAAUAACCCUGAAACCUCGACAUUUCAAACGCUGCCUUGGAAGGUUGCAGAAAACGAUUUCUAUUUUUAACUUCAGUUAGUGUCAGGAAAAUACUGAGACUGUACAGUUUAAUUAAA